Molecule: messenger RNA, 234 nt
Organism: Paracoccidioides lutzii Pb01
Exons: 1
Coding region: 1-234 (77 amino acids)
Source: RefSeq, a predicted model, not a curated record
AUGUCAAAAAUUAUAAUUGACUCUAGUGACCAGAUGUCAGAAGUUAAUGAAGAAACUUUGAUGAGAUUAGAGAUUGCAAAACUUCAACAAGAAGUUGAAAUGAUAAGAGCUAGCAAAAAGACACUUAUUAUCAAUACUAGUGACAAUGAAAUGAGUGACGAUCUUGCAAACUAUCUACAGAAAAAAGACAGAACUACUGUCAUAAUGAAGAUAUUGACUAAAUUUAAAGAUUAA